Eurytemora carolleeae is the source of this 3906-nucleotide messenger RNA. RefSeq names its product helicase SKI2W-like (gene tst). Gene Ontology annotation, biological process: nuclear-transcribed mRNA catabolic process, 3'-5' exonucleolytic nonsense-mediated decay. The transcript has 35 exons. Gene Ontology annotation, molecular function: ATP binding; RNA helicase activity; RNA binding. Gene Ontology annotation, cellular component: Ski complex. The record is from RefSeq and is a predicted model, not a curated record. Lineage: Eukaryota; Metazoa; Arthropoda; Copepoda; Calanoida; Temoridae.
AUAAAAUGGAGACGCUGCCACCCCUGCUUCAGGACCUCGCGGCACAGUUGGAAUCUUUUCUUUUACAUCCCGAGGUUUUACCAAUGCAUGACACAGGACCAGCUCAGGAGUUUUGGUUGAGAGAACCUGAACCUUUAAACCUACUAAGCUGUAAACCUGCCCCGAUAGACACAAGACUACAGGUGACCCGAAAUCCAUGUACUGGUGAGGUUGAGGGGUUUACCGAAGUUUAUGUUAAAGAUGCUGGAACUACCGCCAAAAAUUCCACUUCUCUAAGGCGUGCCCCUGGGCCAUUGGAGGAGGUAACGAGGGGGUCAGCCACCAACUACCCCUUCUGGCCAGGGGGGUUUGCUGCCCCCGACCUCCGUCUUCCAGAUCUGGAGGAAUCAAUUCAAGAUUUUUCCACUCUUCUCUCCGUUCCUCCAGGAUUUCAGUCUGGGAUGGAUUUCUCCGAGAUUACGGCUCCAAAACCUCAACCCAGCUCUAAACUCCACUCUGAGCUUAGCUCAGAACCCAUCCCGGAUACAUUGAACCUCGUUACAAUUCUUAAUUCAGACAAUGAUAUUCUCGGAGACUGGGUGGAGGUGGAUGAGAAGAAGGGAAAGGAAGGAAAGAAGAAAGAUGAUCUUGGACUUGAUCUUGAUUUAGAUCUCCAGCUUUCAGACUCUGUUGUAAUUAAAACUGACAAACAGUCGACAGUAGUUCAGAAGUCGACAAGAUGGGCCGAGAUGCUCGAUUCAGAGGCGACAAUUCCAGAUUUCCAUCAAUUGGUUCCGCAGAUGGCGUACCAGUGGCCCUUCGAGUUGGAUACUUUUCAGAAACAGGCGGUGCUUAAACUAGAACAGGCGGAGAGUGUGUUUGUUGCGGCGCAUACUUCCGCCGGUAAAACCGUUGUGGCGGAGUAUGCCAUUGCGUUGAGUCAGAAGCAUAUGACAAGGACUAUUUACACUUCUCCCAUCAAAGCUCUAUCAAAUCAGAAGUUUCGAGAUUUUAAGGAUACUUUUAACGAUGUUGGACUGGUAACUGGUGAUAUACAAAUCAACCCUGCCGCUACUUGCCUCAUCAUGACAACUGAGAUUCUUAGGUCAUUGUUGUAUAACGGGAGCGAUAUUAUUCGAGAUUUAGAGUGGGUCAUUUUCGACGAGGUUCACUAUAUCAAUGACCCAGAGCGUGGAGUGGUGUGGGAAGAAGUUCUAAUUCUUCUCCCCGAGCACGUGAAUAUCAUCAUGCUGUCUGCUACUGUACCAAAUACAUUGGAGUUUGCAGACUGGGUAGGAAGGACAAAAAAGAAGAAAAUCUGGGUUAUUUCAACAGCAAAAAGGCCAGUCCCACUUGAACACUUCCUGUACACUGGCUCAAGUGGGAAGAGUCGGGAUGAAAGAUUCCUGCUCCAGGAUGCUGCUGGCAACUUUUUACAGAAGGGUUACACAAAGGCGGUAGAGGCAAAGAAGGAGAGAGAAGCCAAGGGUAAACAGCAGACUGGUAGUAAAGGAGUGAAGGACCGAGUUGGUCCCCAGCAGGAGCGGAAUAUCUGGUUAACUCUCAUAGAUCAUCUUCAGCGACAAGACAAGCUUCCUGUAGUAGCAUUCACUCUCAGUAGGUCAAGAUGUGAUCAGAACGCGAAUAUACUGACGAGUCUGGAUUUAACAACAAAUAUGGAGAAAGGAGAUAUCCAUCAUUUUAUCAAUAAAUGUGUUUCAAGACUCAAGGGGCCGGAUAGAAAACUCCCUCAAUUAUCAAAUGAUAUUAAAUGUUGUGUAGGAAGUGGUAGAGUGCUAUUAUGUACUAGUUAUCAAAUGAUAAUAAAUGUUGUGUAGGAAGUGGUCGAGUGCUGUUUCGCGAACGGUUGGGUCAAACUUCUCUUUGCAACAGAAACAUUCGCAAUGGGAGUCAACAUGCCGGCUAGAACGGUUGUGUUCGACAAUAUCAAGAAGCAUGAUGGCAAGCAAUUUCGAGUUUUACUUCCUGCCGAGUACAUUCAGAUGGCAGGCAGGGCAGGCAGAAGAGGACUUGACUCUACAGGAACUGUGAUAAUCCUGUGUAAGAACGAGGUGUACGACAUGAAUGACCUUCACGGGAUGAUGAAAGGAAAACCUACGAGGCUAGAAAGCAAGUUUAGACUCACCUACUCAAUGAUACUAAAUCUUCUCAGAGUUGAAGAGUUGAGAGUGGAGGAUAUGAUGAAGCGCAGUUUUGCUGAACUGGAUACACAGAAGAAACAGGUCGCGUACAAGGACAGAGCCGAAGUACUGAAAUCUGAACUUGAGACAUUAUCAGAUAUUUCCGGAGACGGAUUUCAGGACGUUAAACUCUUUUAUGCGCUAGCAACUCAAUACCUAGAGAAAAGGAAUAGUAUUUGGACCCUACUGCUCUCCCAUCAUACUCCUUGUAAAGCACUUUCCCCCGGCAGAAUUAUCCUCCUUAAUCUCAGGCAGAAUAUUAAUGUCCCUGGAGUACUGUUAGCUGUAGAUAAUAAGUCCAAGGAGAGACAGUACACUGUUCUCCUUCCACAGCCUAUGGAGUCUGUUGGUUUGAAGUGCCUAAGCCUAGAUGAUUCUGCGCUCUCGGAGGCGAAAGAUAAAUUAAAAACAAGAUGUUUGUCUUUAGCAAGGAAGAGUAUUUGUGAAUUAAACAUGUCAAGUACAGAGCAAAUAGUUCUUCACAUCAAGGACGAUGAUAUUGUUCAAAUAACAAACAAAUCAAUCAAAAUAGAGCCAGACAAGAUCAUCGCAGAUAUUAAGAAAAGAGAAAUUCCCCGGUUCAGACAGGAUCCUCCGGCUCAAAGUGUUCUCUUUGCAAUCCAGAAUAUUAUGAAGAUUACAGAUCCCUCUAGUGGAGAUAUUGGGUUUAUGGAUCCCAUCAGAGACUUCAAAAUUCAUGAUUUAGAUCUGCUGACUACAUUGAAGACAAUGGAAAGUUUAAUGGAAAGAAUUGAAGAAAUUGAUUCAUCUUCUUCCGAUUUUACCCAACUUUUCUCCAAGGUUUACAGUGUAAUGUCAGUACGUGAUGAACUAGAGAAGUGUGAAUAUCUCUGCUCUGAAGCUAGUCUAUCUCUACUACCUGAAUACCAUUGCAGGACUCAUGUACUGCGAACCCUACAGUACCUGGACUCUUCCAACACUGUUCAACUCAAGGGUAGAGUAGCGUGUGAGAUGGGAAGCAAUGAAAUUAUUGUAACGGAACUCGUGUUCAACAAUCAGCUGACUGAGCGCCCACCGGAAGAAAUUGCCGCGUUGCUUUCUUGUCUUGUCUUCCAGCAGAGGAACUGCUCGGAACCAGAGCUCACGGCCAGCUUGAAGAAAGGAGUUGAGGACAUAAAGAUAAUCGCUGGAAAAAUUGGGCAGUGUCAAGUUGAAUGUGGCAUUCUGCAACCUGUUGGGGACUACGUAGACUCUUUCAAUUUUGGACUAGUGGAGGUGGUUUACGAAUGGGCGCGAGGAAUGCCGUUUGCGGAUAUCACAAAGCUAACGGAUGUACAAGAAGGAGUAAUUGUGCGAGCUAUCCAAAGGUUGGAUGAAUCUUUGAGGGAUGUGAAGGAUGCUGCUCGUGUUAUUGGAGACCCCGUUCUAUAUCAGAAAAUGGACCAGGCAUCAACUAUCAUUAAACGAGAUAUUGUGUUCGCCGCUUCACUCUACACUCAAUAGAUGGCGUUAGCAUCAUGUAUCAUUAAACGAAACAUAGUGUUUGCAGCUUCACUCGCUCAAUAGAUGGCGUUUGCAUCAACUAUUAAGUAACUGUGAUACUAUUAAUUUAUCUGAAUUAGCGACUAUCUCAAAUAAGUACAACUUUCCAUACUUUUUAUGCUUUUCUAAAUAUGCUGUUCAACAACACAUAAUGUGCUUUAAACCCUGUGUUAAUUAAUAUUGUAUUUUUUAAAUUUCACAAGGUAACAUUUUUUUCAGAAAA